Molecule: messenger RNA, 2091 nt
Organism: Adineta steineri
Lineage: Eukaryota; Metazoa; Rotifera; Eurotatoria; Adinetida; Adinetidae
Source: the annotation of a GenBank genome assembly
AUGUCGAAGUAUUGUAAUAAUUGUUUUUGUUGUGGUCAUUAUCUUGUGCCACGAUAUAAACGAUUAGUGAAUAAUAUAUUUUCACAAAAUCCACAACAUAGUGUUGAUAGAAAUAAUCUCGAACGAUUACGUUUUUAUGCUAUUCAAAAACCUGAAAAACUUCAUAAAUCAUUUCGAUAUAUGUCGGAAAAAAUAGCACGUUAUUUACGUCAUCAAAAUCUACCAUAUGUUAUACUUGGUAUAAAAGCAAUGGAUGAUACAGUGAAAUCUUGUCGUGCACAAUUAAAUACAUUUAUUGAUCAUUAUUUAGCAACACUUCAUCUUUUACUUGAAGAAAGAGAUGAUUUAGAAUUAAUUGAACAUGCAAUUCAUUCAUUUGAAUCAUUUUGUGAAAUUCGUCAAGAAGCACCAAAUUAUCAAAGAGAUUAUGAAUUUUUUGUCGAUCGUUUUACACAAUUAUGUCAUGAUAAUGAUCCAAUCAAUAAAAUAAGAUUUCGAUAUCUUGGUCUUCGUGGUCAUCAAGCACUUAUUCGAAAAACUGCCGGUGAUGAAUUACAUAAUGAUGUUUGGAAACAUAUGAAUCAAAUCAUACCAUCUAUUAUAUUUAAUAUGAAAGUACCAAAUCAAAAUCGAACCCAAGAUUUAUCAAUAACAACCAUAUCACCUGAACAAGUCAUGAUAACAACAGAAACAUUAACUGAAAAUGAUCUCAAUAUUCUAGCUAAUACUAUUUUGAAAGAUUUAUUUUGUCGAGUUCAUGUUAACGAUAUUCCUACUUGUAUAAAACCUGUUCUUAAUCAUUUAGAUCUUCAUGAACUAUGGACUGUAGUUGAUUUUCCAAAGUAUAUAUUUUCUGAAAUAAUGAAUUCAGUUAAGCAUCAUAAUAGUUAUAAAACUAUUGAUUUACUUCUUGAGUAUCUUGAAUUGUACUGUGAGAAAAAAGACAUAUUACGUAUAAAAACUUGUAUUAUGCAAGUUAUUCAUGUUUGUUUAAUGUUUGCUGCAACCAAUACGGGAGUUGAAUCUACAAUAUUUAGUGGAAUAGCACGUCUGAUAAAAUGUUUAGAAAAAUCAUUUCAUAACGAAAGUAGACGUUCGAAAGCAUCAGUAUAUAUUCAAGAUGAACAACAAUUUCAAAAUGCAGUUAUUGAUGGAAUAAGAGAGUUUAUGGAAAAAUUACGCGAUUAUCAAAUAAUGGAGGUAAUGCAUAUAAUUAUAACAUCAUUACCAAUAGUUAAUCAAGACAACGAAAAUAAAAAAAAUCAUUUAAGUGAUGUCAAUUUGAAAUUUCAAUUACUUCUUCUUAAAACAAUGCAAAAAGUUGCAACAACGUAUCAAGCUAAACACCACGAUGAAUCAACAUCAACUCAAACAACAUUUCCUCAUCAAUUAUUUGAUCCAUUAAUUAAAAUGAUGAGUGCAUCUGUCGUAGAAAUUCGUUUAAUUAUUCUAGAAAUUCUUAUACUACUAAUCGAUAAAAGACAUUAUGCUGAUAAAAUACGUAAAAUUAGAAUGCCGAAAGAUAUUUCACAACUUAAUUUAUCAGCUGCAACAAAAACAUCACAUCUUGUUGAUAUGCCAUUUAUGAAAAAAUAUGGUCCUCAGUUUCUUCCACAACUUUAUAAUUGUAUAUUAAUGAAUAAUAAUACAAAAGAUAUUUUUUAUACUAUUUAUUGUCUUAUGAAUAUUGUUACACUUGAAGUUAAUGAUCAAGAUAUACUUGUUGAUAUUAUUCAUUUUUGUUUUGAAAUUCAAUCAACAUUAUUAACAACGAUUGAUGAAGAUUAUAAAAAAUUAUCGAAAAUCAAUUGUAAUUGUAUACAUGCUUUAAUUGCAGCAUAUUUCAAUUUAAUGUCGAAAUUAUAUGGAAUUGAAGCUUUUUCUGCUCAUGUCGAUGAAGUUAUUCAGAGUCGUGAGUUAUCUGCACCACAUCUUCUUCCGCCAAAUGCGUUUCAAUCUACGACGAAAGAAAGUUUAUCAAAAUCUCUUUCAAUGGAAUGUUUAUUCUCUGAAAAAAUAGUUAUUGAUGCAUUAAAACUAUCUCAUUACGAUAUAUCACGAUUCGAUCGUAUUAUUCAUAAACCAGGUUAG